AUUAUGUUUAUUUAUUCUGGAGCAUCUAUGCGAAUUUGUAAUACGUAUGAUAAUAUUGACAAAAGGGAAUGUAGGUUUCACGAAAAAAAAAUCUAUUGCACUUUACCUGUAGAUUCUUCUUUUGGCGGUCCUAAGUAUGAGUCAGAU
Molecule: messenger RNA, 147 nt
Organism: Racocetra fulgida
Lineage: Eukaryota; Fungi; Glomeromycota; Glomeromycetes; Diversisporales; Gigasporaceae
Source: the annotation of a GenBank genome assembly